AUGAAGGAAAUGAAUAUGGAAAACAAUGUUUCAGUGAUGGAGUUUAUUCUAAUGGGGCUGACAGACCAACCUGAGUUACAACUACCCCUGUUUUUCUUGUUCUUCAUUAACAAUGUAGUCACUGUUGUGGGAAAUUUGAGCUUAAUUUACCUGAUUUGCCUGAAUUUGCACCUUCACACACCCAUGUACUUUUUUCUCUUCAAUUUGUCCUUCAUUGAUUUAUGUUACUCAUUUGUCUGUACUCCCAAAUUGCUGAUGGGGUUUGUUUUAGAGAGGAACAUCAUUUCUUUUACAGGGUGUAUGAUUCAGCUGUUCUUCUUCUGCUUUUUUGUCAACUCGGAGUGCUAUGUGCUGACAGCUAUGGCCUAUGAUCGCUAUGUGGCCAUCUGUCAGCCCCUUCUGUACAUGGCCAUCAUGUCCCCUAGAACCUGUUCUCUGCUGAUAUUUGGUUCAUACAUGAUGGGGUUUGCUGGUGCCAUGCUCCACACCGGGUGUAUGAUCAGGCUCAUCUUUUGUGAUUCCAACAUCAUCAACCACUACAUGUGUGACAUCUUCCCCCUCCUUCAGCUCUCCUGCAGCAGCAUCUAUCUCAAUGAGCUUGUGAGUUCUGUUGUUGUGGGCACAGUUAUCAUUAUUUCCAGCCUCAUUAUUUUUAUCUCAUAUGCUUUGAUACUCUUUAAUAUCAGUCAUGUGUCAUCAGCUAGGGGUUCCUCCAAAGCCAUCAGCACCUGUGGUUCUCACAUAAUCACUGUUGGACUAUUCUAUGGAUCUGGGGUACUCACUUAUGUCAGGCCAUCAUCUGCUGGCUCAGUGGGCCAGGGAAAGUUUUUCUCAGUGUGUUAUACAUCUGUGGUGCCUAUGCUGAACCCCCUCAUUUAUAGCCUCAGAAAUAAGGAUGUCAAACUUGCUCUGAAGAGAGCCCUAAAGAGAAACACAAGCUGA
Molecule: messenger RNA, 942 nt
Organism: Heterocephalus glaber (naked mole-rat)
Lineage: Eukaryota; Metazoa; Chordata; Mammalia; Rodentia; Bathyergidae
Product: olfactory receptor 8C8-like
Biological process (GO): G protein-coupled receptor signaling pathway
Cellular component (GO): membrane
Molecular function (GO): olfactory receptor activity; G protein-coupled receptor activity
Source: RefSeq, a predicted model, not a curated record